AUUAUCACUUUCUUGUAGUUGGACUUUACAUUGGAUUAAUAAACCUGAAGUAGUAGAACUUUUUCAAUUUUUAAAUUCACAUUUAAAACUUCCUGAUCAUCAUUUACUUGGGAGUAAUAUUUUAAGUGAUGCAGUUAAAGAAUCUAAUAAUACAAUGAUAAAAGUUUUUCAAGAAGAUUCAAUUAGAGUUAUACUUACAUUUGAUAAUUGGACAAAUGUUAGAAAUGAGCAUUUGUUAGGUGUAGUAAUUCUUACAUCUGAAGAAGUAAUGGAAAAAACUAAAGAAAUGUUUACAGAAUUAAAUAAUGAGAAAAUUAAAGUUUGUGCAGUUGUAAAAGAUAGUGCGGGACUAUAUGCAACAUCUAG
This is a messenger RNA of Diversispora eburnea, 366 nucleotides long. The record is from the annotation of a GenBank genome assembly. Lineage: Eukaryota; Fungi; Glomeromycota; Glomeromycetes; Diversisporales; Diversisporaceae.